UUCAGUCUGGCACAGGUGUACCGGCUCCUCCCAUUCAGUCUGGCACAGGUGUACCGGCUCCUCCCCUUCAGUCUUGCACAGGUGUACCGGCUCCUCCCCUUCAGUCUGGCACAGGUGUACCGGCUCCUCCCCUUCAGUCUGGCACAGGUGUACCGGCUCCUCCCCUUCAGUCUGGCACAGGUGUACCGGCUCCUCCCCUUCAGUCUGGCACAGGUGUACCGGCUCCUCCCCUUCAGUCUGGCACAGGUGUACCGGCUCCUCCCCUUCAGUCUGGCACAGGUGUACCCACUCCAGUCUGGCACAGGUUACCAGCCCCUCCCCUUCAGUCUGGCACAGUGUGUACCGGCUCCUCCCAUUCAGUCUAGCACAGGUGUACCGGCUCCU
Messenger RNA from Staurois parvus, 384 nucleotides. Lineage: Eukaryota; Metazoa; Chordata; Amphibia; Anura; Ranidae. The record is from the annotation of a GenBank genome assembly.